Molecule: messenger RNA, 1195 nt
Organism: Cynara cardunculus var. scolymus (artichoke)
Lineage: Eukaryota; Viridiplantae; Streptophyta; Magnoliopsida; Asterales; Asteraceae
Exons: 3
Coding region: 1-1038 (345 amino acids)
Cellular component (GO): cytoplasm
Source: RefSeq, a predicted model, not a curated record
AUGAUAAACUAUCAAUUUGCAUCAGAUAGUCCGAAGUCCUUUAGUGCCUAUCCAAGAGGUGAUUUUGAUCUAGAGUCGAGUACCGUUAGAAAAACAAGAAAGCCUAAACAUUCAUCAUUUCAUCCCAUUAUAAUGAUCAAAUCUUUUGGAAAUCGAGUUUUGUACUACUACAAGCUACACCCUGUGAUGCUUUUCCUGAUCUUUUUGUCAUUCGGGGUCACCACUCUCGUAGUCCUCUCUCUUUAUACCAGCCAUUUUCAGAUGAUGACUAAUUAUAAGAAGUUUGACAGUAGCAUGGAUAAUUCUUACCCAUUUCCGAAGCUUCGUAAUCUUGUCAUGGUUGCUGGGCAUUCAAUAUAUACGAGUAGUAGUUAUGAGCAAAUUGACAAGGAGGAUUCAUGGUUUCUGGAAUCUUAUCAGAAGAAUCCAGGCCAAGCUUCUACUUUUGUUGCACAUAUAAAGGAGGGAAUUGAGAGUGCAGCUAGAGAUGAUGAGGCUUUGUUGUUGUUUAGUGGUGGUGAGACUCGUAAAGAUGCAGGUCCCCGAAGUGAAGCACAAAGUUAUUGGAUGGUUGCUGAAUCAAAAGGAUGGUUUGGCAACCGAGAGAAGGUGAGAUGGAAAGCACUCACAGAAGAACAUGCAAGGGACAGCUUUGAGAAUCUUCUCUUUAGUGUAUGCCGGUUCCGGGAGCUUACUGGCUCCUAUCCACAAAAUAUCACCGUUGUGGGUUAUGAUUUCAAGAAGGAACGGUUUGUUAAUUUGCACCGUUCUGCAAUCGGGUUCCCAGAGACAAGAUUCUUCUAUUUGGGCACUCCGGCUGCAACAACAUCAAGGCAAGCGGCAUUAAAAGGCGAGGCAUUAGUGAGAACCCAAUUCGAACACGAUCCUUAUGCGUGCUUAGGCUCACUUCAUCGCAAAAAGAUUGGUCGUGACCCUUUUCACAGGUCAAUACCGUACCCCAAUGGCUGCCCUGAAAUUGAAGCCUUGUUCAGAUACUGUGGGUCUGCGACAUAUCCAGGUUCCGUUCCUUGGGGUUAAGGAAACUGAUAAUGUUUGCCUUUUGUUCUAUAUUUUAGGAUUGUACGAUUUUGAAAUGAUAUAAGAUAGAACAUAGAUGUCUUUGAUAUAUCAUAUAUAGAGAGAGAUAUAUAAUGAAAUUUACUCGUAACAAAAAUAUGAUACAAUAAAUUCCGUU